Molecule: messenger RNA, 5471 nt
Organism: Sciurus carolinensis (gray squirrel)
Lineage: Eukaryota; Metazoa; Chordata; Mammalia; Rodentia; Sciuridae
Gene: Dhx33
Product: DEAH-box helicase 33
Exons: 12
Coding region: 189-2327 (712 amino acids)
Biological process (GO): positive regulation of transcription by RNA polymerase I
Cellular component (GO): intracellular anatomical structure; nucleolus
Molecular function (GO): RNA binding; ATP binding
Source: RefSeq, a predicted model, not a curated record
CCAAACCCCCAGUGCAUUCUGGGAAUUGUGGUUUCUUCCUUAAAGACUAGGGCCGGCCGUGAGGUUAUCGGUGGUCGCCAGGAACCGGCAGCACAUGGCAAGAAAGGGGCGGUGCUUGAUUGGUGCCGGCAAGUGAAACGGGCAGGAGCUGCCCGCUCUGGCGCCUCCUGCCGCGGCGCCUUCCCGAAAUGCCGGAGGAGGCGGGCUUCCCGCCGGCCAAGAGAUUCCGGCCAGGCUCUGGGCCUCCCAGCCGCGCCCGGUCCUACCCUCCCGGGAGGCGAGUGGUGAUGCUGCUGACUGCGGGCGGCGGCGGCGGCGGCGGCGGCGGCGAUAGAGGUGGAGGAGGCCGGCGGCAGCAGCCGCCCCUGGCCCAGCCCUCCGCCAGUCCCUACCGUGAGGCCCUGGAGUUGCAGCGCCGGAGUCUGCCCAUCUUCCAGGCGCGGGGACAGCUGUUGGCCCAGCUCCGAAACCUGGACAGCGCGGUCUUCAUUGGGGAAACUGGCUCUGGGAAGACAACUCAGAUCCCUCAGUACCUCUACGAAGGGGGAAUCAGCCGCCAGGGCAUCAUUGCUGUGACCCAGCCGCGCAGAGUAGCUGCCAUCUCUCUUGCUACUAGAGUGUCAGAUGAGAAGAGAACAGAACUUGGGAAACUGGUUGGCUAUACAGUGCGCUUUGAGGAUGUCACCUCAGAAGACACCAGGAUCAAGUUCCUAACUGAUGGCAUGCUACUGCGUGAAGCAAUUUCAGACUCCCUACUUCGGAAGUAUAGCUGUAUCAUUUUGGAUGAAGCCCAUGAACGGACUAUCCACACAGAUGUGCUCUUUGGAGUGGUGAAAGCUGCUCAGAAAAGGAGAAAGGAACUGGGGAAACUGCCUCUCAAAGUGAUUGUGAUGUCAGCUACAAUGGAUGUGGACCUGUUUUCUCAGUAUUUCAAUGGAGCCCCUGUCCUCUACCUGGAAGGUCGGCAGCAUCCAAUACAGAUUUUUUACACCAAACAGCCUCAGCAUGAUUAUCUACAUGCAGCUCUUGUCUCAGUCUUCCAGAUCCACCAGGAAGCCCCUUCUUCUCAGGACAUCCUAGUGUUUCUCACUGGUCAGGAGGAGAUCGAAGCAAUGAGCAAGACCUGCCGAGACAUUGCAAAACAUCUCCCUGAUGGCUGCCCUGGGAUGCUGGUCCUUCCUCUGUAUGCCUCCUUGCCCUAUGCACAGCAGCUCCGAGUCUUCCAAGGGGCCCCUAAGGGCUAUCGCAAAGUGAUCAUUUCAACCAACAUCGCUGAAACCUCCAUAACCAUUACAGGAAUAAAAUAUGUAGUUGACACGGGCAUGGUAAAAGCAAAGAAGUAUAACCCUGACAGUGGCCUCGAGGUGUUAGCUGUGCAGCGAGUGUCAAAGACCCAGGCCUGGCAGCGCACAGGGAGGGCUGGCAGAGAAGACAGUGGCAUCUGUUACCGGCUAUACACUGAGGACGAGUUUGAGAAGUUUGAGAAGAUGACCAUGCCAGAGAUCCAAAGGUGUAACCUGGCGAGUGUGAUGCUUCAGCUCCUAGCUAUGAAAGUCCCAAAUGUGCUCACCUUUGACUUCAUGUCCAAACCAUCUCCAGAUCACAUUCAGGCGGCCAUUGCCCAACUGGACCUCUUAGGUGCUCUUGAACAUAAGGAUGACCAGCUUACACUGACUCCAAUUGGAAGAAAGAUGGCAGCAUUUCCUUUAGAGCCCAGAUUUGCCAAAACCAUCCUUCUGUCCCCCAAAUUCCACUGUACAGAAGAAAUUCUGACCAUCGUUUCCCUGCUGUCUGUGGAUAGUGUUCUCUACAAUCCUCCUGCCCGGCGGGAUGAAGUGCAGGGUGUCCGGAAGAAGUUCAUAUCCAGCGAGGGGGAUCACAUUACCCUGCUCAAUAUCUAUCGGACCUUCAAAAACAUAGGUGGAAAUAAGGACUGGUGCAAAGAGAAUUUUGUGAACAGCAAGAAUAUGAUGCUAGUAGCUGAAGUCAGAGCACAGCUGAGGGAAAUCUGCCUAAAGAUGUCAAUGCCAGUCAUGUCAUCACGAGGAGACAUGGAGAGCAUCCGCCGCUGCUUGGCUCACAGCCUCUUUAUGAGCACUGCUGAACUCCAGCCUGACGGUACCUAUGCCACCACGGACACCCACCAGCCAGUAGCCAUCCAUCCCUCAUCUGUCCUCUUCCACUGCAAGCCAGCCUGCGUCGUGUACACAGAGCUGCUCUACACUAACAAGUGCUACAUGCGAGACCUCUGCGUCGUGGAUGCUGAGUGGCUGUAUGAGGCUGCACCUGAGUACUUCAGGAGGAAGCUGAGAACCGCCAGAAACUGAGCUGCCCCAGGAUGUGGCACUGUGGCUUUUGCUUGGAGCUUGAACCACAGCUGCCUCCCGGCAGAUUCCCAGGUUGGCACCUAGAGAAGCUGUGAGUUUCAGCACAAAAUGCGCCCAGUUUCUAGGAGCUUGAAAUCAUCUUUGCUGAAACUCCUCAGACUGAACUGUGUGGACAUGUAUAUAUCAUUUCAACCUUCGAUACUUCAGAAUUAUGCUUUUGAUCCUUGCUGGGUGACUUUGGGUAACUUGUGAACCUCAAUUUCCCAUCUGCCAGUUGGAGAUAAUAAUCAUACUAACUUAUAGGAUUAGUGUCAUUAUGUUGAGAGAAAAUGAAUGGAAAAUUACCUAGAGUUUUGCCUGAUGCAAGAGACACAUGUACAGUGAAUUGUGAGCCAUCAUGCAUAAUGUUGCAUAAUGCAUAAUAUUAAUUCACCUGAUGUGAAUUAAGAACAAGACACCCUGAGUUCUUGAGACUGACAGGUCACAGAGCUUAGAUUGUCCUUGAUUCUACUUUUAAUGUCUAUCUGUAUGCAGUUUUAAAAAAGAAACAUAAGAAAUUGACUUCUGUAGAAGUUUCAAGAGGGAGGUGCUGUUGUCUUUUAUCCCCUGAGAUGGCCAUCCCUACUGAGCCUCAUGUCUCAGGGUGCAGACCAGUCUUUGUCUAUCUCCAACCAAAUCAGUGAAGGAGUCUUUUGGCCCUUGGUACAUGUUCCCAUCAGUAAUUUCAGGAGACAUGUAGGUUACCUCGGUGAAAGUUGAUUUGUACCUUCUGAAUCAUGUCAAGUGUAUACACAGGAAACCAAUCUGUUAGUGUAAUAGCCCCCCAACAUACCCAGUUGUCAUUUUUCUCUUUACCUAAGCACCUAUGAAUGUGUGCACAUGAGGGGUAAUUCCAUGCUCCCUUUCAGCCAUUUCUCUGUGGCAGGGCCCCUGAUCAGAGCUGCUAGGGGUAAGAGGGAGGGAAGAGGUGCAUGGUCAGUGAGAACCCAGAGGGCAUCUGCUUCUCCCAUUCACCACAUCUGGCUGUUACAUUCUUGCAUCUUGUUGAUUUUGUAGGUUUUUGUUUUUUUACCUUCUUUAAAAAAAUAAAAAAGGGCUGGGGAUGUGGCUCAGUGGUUAAGCACCUGGGUUCAAUUUCUGUUGCUAGUACCACACCUGGAGGUAUGGGUUAGCGCUUCCUCUAGAAAACUUCAAGUUUUUCCCUUCAAAAUGGAAUUGAGGCUGGGCACAGUGACGCAUCCCUUCCAAGCCGGUGGGAUAACAGGUGUACUCUGCUGUGCCUGACUCCAUUUUCUCUUGGAAAGUUCUCAGAAACGUUCACAUCAAAGGGAAGAAAGACACAUUUGACAAGCAAUAUUCUUUCUGAGCCUAAAUGUUAAAUACUGGAAUUAAUACCAGUUUCUCUUGUUCCAUUGCCUUUUAAAGUUUACUUUUCAUGCAUACAAAGAUAAACAUAUAUAUCCUGGAAAAUCUUUCUCCCUCAUGAUAUUUCUCUUCUCUUUUUUUGGUACCAGCGAUUGAACCCAGGAGCACUAAACUAUUAAACCACAUCCUCAGCCCUUUUUUAUAUUUUAUUUAGAGACAGGAGGUCACUAAGUUGCUUAGAGCCUCUCUAAGUUGCUAAGGCUGGCUUUGAACUCUGAGAGAUCCUCCUACCUCAGCCUCCUGAGUCACUUGGAUUAUGCGCGUGUGCCACCAUGCCUGGCUCCUCAUGAUAUUUCCAAACACUUCCAUAGCACAUACACCGUCUGCCUGCCUCUCUCUUUAACCAUGGAGUUUUCUACUUUAUUCAGGGAUUUUGAAUUUAAUUUUCUGGCUUUCACAUACAUAGACACAAUGCCCAGUGUCCUUGGUGAAUAUUUUGAUGGGAGUACUCUUUGGAUAGUCCUUUGCUUUUUUCUAGAUUGAUAUAGGACUGAGAGCCAUUUGUCCUUUUGCUCUGGAGGACUAAAAGUGACCACAUAGUUCACUGUGGGCCAGCCCAAGACAACAGAUGUUACGGAAUUGAUGCUGCCUUCUUCCGUUUCAUCCAUACAGCUUGCUGUCCACCUAUCAGUUAGUUUUAUUUUGUUUUUUACCUUUUAAGUUAUUAUGAUUGAUUUUUCACUAAAAGAGAUACCACUUCUGCCUCUGCAGGCCCCUUUUGAGUUCUAUCCAUCUAUCAAUCAGCACAGUCCUACUGGUAUUGGGCUGUUUUUGUAGGACUUAUUUGUGAUAAAAGAUGGAUUACUCCUCUUUCUUUCUACUCGUGAUUUCAUUUUCAUAGAAUUUAUCAUGAAUUUGCACCACACAGGAUUUUGCAAUUCCUUUCAUUUCUUGUUGAAAUCCUCCUUUGUGACUUGUUAGCCUCACUUAAUUCCUACCAUGAGGGCACAUUCCAAAUUUCUCUUACUCCUUUGCAUUUCGAUAACACUUGUUUCCAAACAUUUCAUGUAACUUAUUAUAUUAAAUAUUUUCUGUGUCUCCUGAGACAUGUAAGCUUCCAGACAGCAGGAAUCUUUUGUCCAUUUUUGUUCUCUGUUAAAUCCAAAGUACCUAAAGAAGUACCUGGGAACUUUCUAGAAAGCAAGCACUUUCUUGCUGGAUAAUUAAGAAAGGCUUCUGAGAAGCUGUGGCAAAGACUGUCCUCAGACUUCACGGACAAACGGGUUUUCUUCCUGCUGAACAUGUUCUCAAGUCAGACCCUUCCUGGCUCCUCCCUGAGUUCCUGGAACUGGCUGCUCUUUAAAUCAACUGAUGAAAAGAUUAUAAUUGCUCUUUAACUGAUUGGUUGUAUAAGAAUACAACCAUGUCUUCCUUUUGACUGUCAGCAUCACUGUUGUCAGGUAAGGUUCUAUUUUCUGGUUUCCUAGUGUCAUUUUUUUGCUUCAUCCUUCCUGUAUUGAUUAGAAGCUUCACGUAAUUCUUUUGGGACAUUCUUGAUACGACAUUGAAGUUGACCUCAUUCAAUGUAAGGCAGGGAUUGCCAGAAUCAGUUUUAUUAGGAAAUCUUGUUUAAAGGAUCAUCUUUAGAACUUCCAUCAAGGUUUCAGAGGUUUUAGUGACUGCUCUAUUCCUUGGGACUCAAGGUGAGGCUGAACAUCAUGGCAGAAGAAUGUGACAUAGGGAAGUAGCUCACUUGAUGAACAGGAAGCAGAGAGCAAA